Molecule: messenger RNA, 1981 nt
Organism: Cololabis saira (Pacific saury)
Lineage: Eukaryota; Metazoa; Chordata; Actinopteri; Beloniformes; Belonidae
Gene: tmem253
Exons: 7
Coding region: 496-1137 (213 amino acids)
Cellular component (GO): membrane
Source: RefSeq, a predicted model, not a curated record
CUGAGACAGGGGUACAUUCUAGACAGGUCUAUCUAACACAUCAUUCGCACAAUUCGCUUUGAAAUCUGUGAAGUUGGAGUUGUUUUAGAUGGUUAAAAUUUGCUCCAGUUCCUAUAUUUCUUUAUCAUUUUCAACAAUUACAUAUAAACUAGAACCAGUUUGUUUUACAGGAUCAAACCCGAACAUCUUACUGAAACGUAAGUCCUCCGAUGCUUCUGUCACUCCUACCUCCAGGCUGAUAAGUGUGCGACUCACGACCAAUGAUUUCCCUGAAAGUCUGUCCUGAAGAGUGAACUUUGACCGUGAGCGAUCCUCUGACUCAGCAGAACUGGGACCGUGUGGAUCGACGCUGCUACGCAAACACUAAGGAGUAACAACAACUCUGGGGGAAAAGUGUUCAAUGUCUCCUUUCUCUUAUUUCAGUUAUUUGAGACUUUCAUUUGAUAUGAAGGCCUUUGAAUAAACUGUUUACAGCUUCAAGACAUCGUGGAGGAGAUGAGGCAGAACAUGUUUCAGGAGGGGCUGUAUCACGUGUUUUUUAAGGACACACCCACAGCCCAGCCAUCGACCCAGGUCGACGACAACGGAGAGCUGAACAAUGUCAGGAUUCAUCGCUGGUUUGCGACGGUGGUCAAUACAAGACUUUUAGUCACUGGGGUGGUUCAAGUCCUCAGUGCAUUAGCUUGCACACUGGCCACAGUCAGCCAUGCAUGUGUGAGGUAUGACUGCGCUGUCUCCAUGGUAACUCCUGUGUGGCCAGGCUUAUCCUACAUUGCUGCUGGGUGCCUGGCCAUCGAGGUUCAGAGGAAAGCCAGUAUAUUAAAGAUCAUCUCCUUGAUCGGUCUGAAUCUUUUCAGUCUGCUCUUUGGGUUUACUGCUCUGCUGGCCAACAGUCUGCUGUCUGCAACACCUGCAGAACUCAGCACAUACCAGCAACAGACUGGCUCGUACGUGGCAGAGGCCAGCUCCAUAUUAUUUACUGUGGUGUGUUUUCUGGGGUCAGUUUACGUCAUCUUCCUGUCCUGGAGAGGCCUGCGUCGUUACAGCCGUCCCCAUAUUCAGGCUUACAACCGCAUCUCACAGGAUCCAGAAGACACCACGGGGUCUCUGCUGGAGCAAGAAGAGUUGAACCUGUAAAAGUCAAAGAGCUGGAAACUCCAUCUUCGGACCCUGUGCACCCAAAACAGAGUUACUGUUGUUGGCGAGCCACUGUAUGGACUGUUUGUGCAAUCCUGGUCUGAUGAUGAUGUAGCCACAUUGGCCACUGGACUGGCGACACAGUAUCAUUUCUGCUUUUGAAAUCUCAAAAGCACACCAUGUUCAUUUGCCUGGAAAUUAACACGUUUAGAGCCACAGAACACACUGAUUCCAGUAACCUCUUUUGAAAUCGAUGUCCAUAAUCCUUGUAGGAAACUGCAAUUUGCUAAUAAAGUUUAGAUUUUCAUAUUAUUUUCUUUUGAAAAUGUGAUCAUUUAACAAAUAUGACAUUUCAGAAUUCUUAUUAGCACGUUUUCUAAAUAUUUAACUGGUAUUAAGUGUGGAGGAAAAAAACAAUUGUAUUUAAUUUUCUUUCUCAAAGUGAAUUUCCUGUGUCGGACACUAGAGGGCAGCACUGCCACGCCCCUGGUGUGAACCUGGAACAGUUUCUUGUCAGCUUUACAACUUUUCCAGCACUUUGAAGACAACUUGUUCAGUUCCACCUACUGAAUACGAAAUCCGUGUCAGCCUUCACAGGUGUUUUAUAAUGGUCAGCAUGUGUAAAUAAACAUCAAAUUCUUCCAUGAAUAGAUAUUUUCAGAGAUCUGAAUGGAUUGUGGACAUCUUGCUCUAUCCUUAAACAUUUUUUCCUCAAACUUAGCUUAAGCACAAGAUACAAACACACUGUUCGUCAUUCAGAGAUUGCGUAUCUGUACUGUUAUGACAGAGGAGGCAGCAGAUAUGCUGAAGGGUGUGGUGUAUUUCUGUAAUGGAGAAUUGCUGU